Molecule: messenger RNA, 2928 nt
Organism: Chiroxiphia lanceolata (lance-tailed manakin)
Lineage: Eukaryota; Metazoa; Chordata; Aves; Passeriformes; Pipridae
Product: exocyst complex component 1-like
Exons: 18
Coding region: 141-2723 (860 amino acids)
Biological process (GO): Golgi to plasma membrane transport; exocytosis
Cellular component (GO): exocyst; plasma membrane
Molecular function (GO): phosphatidylinositol-4,5-bisphosphate binding
Source: RefSeq, a predicted model, not a curated record
UCGCACUGAAGUCCCCGCGUUUCUCCUCGGCCGGUAAAGCCUUCGCCGGCUCUUCCUUGUCUUCUUCACUGCCAGCCCUUGGGAGGUCACCACGAGCAGCAGCACCCUCAGCCACACUGCCCUGGUGCUCUGGUCCCACCAUGGCUUCUCUCUGGAUCUCGCUGGAAAAGGACCUGUUCAACCCUCAGAAGAAGAGGCUGCUGGAAACCAUCCGGGUCUGGAAAACAGGGAAGAAGAAGAAGAUGUCCAUCCUCUGUGUUGUGGUGGACACCUGGAGGCCAAUGCAGCCGUGCCUGGUGCAGGUCAGGGCGGAGCCGCUCCGGACAAGGCGCUGGUGGCCUCUGGCAGAGCUCAGGCUGGUGGAUGGCAAGAGCCUCCAGCAGGCCAGCCUGGACUUUGACCUGCAGUUUGACAAGGUGUACAAGUGGACCACCAGCAGCUUUGAGGAGAAGAAGACCUUUCUCAGGUGCCUGUGGAAGCUGAGCCACCGGUUCCUGGGCAGAGCUGUGACCUUUGUGAACGUCCCCUCGUGUGCACUGGAAGGGAUGCCAAGACCCCAAGAAGACGAGAAGGACCCCGAGGAGGCUGAGAACCACGAGGGGCUCAGCUGUUACCAGGAGAUGACUCCAAAGGAAGCCGCUGAUGUGCUGAAGGUGCUGGAGGAGCACGAGCCCCUCGUGAGCAACUCCGUGGCCUUUGCAGAGCAGCUGAGCAGGGAGCUCCACGUGCUGGACGAGGCCAACCUCCAGGCCAUCAUCUCCUCGGAGCAGGAGGUGACACAGCUGAUGAGCUCCAUCGACGAGGCCCUGGCAGAGGUGGCCAGGGUGGAGGAGACCCUGCAGGUCUAUGAUGAGCUCCUGGGAAGUGUGAAGCAGCAGAUGGACCACAUCCACCGGGAAAACUCCCUGCUGCACCGCAUGGUCUCCAACAGGAGCAAACUGAUGGAUGAGCUCCUGUUCCUCACGACCCGCCUGGACCUCAGCAAGGAGCACUGGGAUGUCCUGAGCCGGGCGGAUCUUUCCAGCCCUGCCGGAGUGAGAUCCUGCAGUGCUGCAGCAGAGGCUUUGUCUGCCUGCAUGAACACCCCCCUCCAGCCUGGUUCCCGGAAGCUGCAGGCGGUGGCCGAGCAGCUGAUCCUGUUUGAAACCCUCAAGCAGAACUUUGAGAACUCUCUCAUCAGUCACAUCACCAACAUCUUCCAGCUGCAGGGCAGCUCUCAGGUCCCUGCUCUUGGGCAGCCCGUUGACAAGUUGUCUGCACCGAGCCAUGGACUCCACCACGAGGAGCUGCUGCCCUACACCCCCCUCAUGGCCUGGCUGAGGAACAGCAGCCCAGCUCUGUUCUGUGACCUCCCCAAGGUCUACGCCCAGAACCUCGGCAGACUCUACGAGCGGGAGAUCAGAGCCUUCUUUGAACAAGCCAAAACCUCCUUGUUGGGAAGAAGAAAAGGAAGUCUCCAGGAGAGCCCGGAGAAGCCCCUGGGGAACAGGCACCAGCCCCGGUGGAGCCUCCCCGGGAGCAGGGAGAGCCAGGAGGAGCCACCAGCCAGAGGGAACGUGGUCAAGGUGCUGGAGCAGGUGCUGAGGCAGCUGCAACCCCUUUGCACCUCGGAGCAGCGGUUCCUCCAGGAAUUCUUCCAGCUGAGCCACGACACUGUGGAUCUGCAGGGUCUGGAGGCAUCUGCCACUAAGGGAGGGGAGACCUUGGCACCUGCAGAGGAUCCUCCUUGCACCAAGCGCCGGAGCCAACCAGAAGAACCUACAACCCACCUGCUGAGCGAGAUCUUCAGCUGCCUGGAGCUGGAGCUGAGGGGUUUUCUGGAUGUCUGCAACAAGGUCCACCCUUUUGGCUGCUUGCAGGUCCUGGUCACCUUGAGUGACUCCGUCUUUGGGAUGUGGGGCUCUUCCUCAGCUCCCCCCUCGUCCUUCCUCAACACUGUCCUGGGCAACGUGUUGCUCCUGGCCAAGAGCAGCUUCAACAAAUGCAUUGGGACCUUGUGCAAGGAGAUCGAGGAGGCAAAGGUGCCCAGCAGGAUGAAAGGUGGGAUCCUGCCCUCUGUGAGCCGCUUCCAGGAGUUCGUGGACUUCUCCGAGGAGGUGUUCAGGACAGCUCAGAGGAGAGGGGAGCUGGACAAGGCCCACCUCAGGCUGGCCGGCAGUGUCUUCAGCAGCAUCAAUAGUCUGUCCUCAGCAAACCUGAAGGUGAACAUACAUAUGGCCAUGAUGGAAAAUUUCCACCACAUCUACUGCUUCCUGUGCCAGAAGAAGAUCCCCUGCCUGGAGGACAAGAAGAGAGAAGCCAAGCAAAGGUACAGCGAGCACAUGGAGAAAUAUGUCCUCAAGUGCCUGGACCAGCCCCUGGAGAAGCUCCAUCACUUCUUUGAGGGGGUGAAAGCCCGCCUGGCUCAGGGGGUGAAGGAGGAGGAGCUGAGCUUCCAGCUGGCCUACAGCAAGCAGGAGCUCAGGAAGGUCCUUGAGAAAUACCCUGGCAAGGAAGUCAGAAGAGCCCUGGAGACCCUCUACAGGAAAAUCCACAAGGACCUCUCCCCAGAGGAAAACCUUCUGCCGGUGGUGUGGCACGCCAUGGAGCAGGAGUUCAUCUGCCAGUACCAAGAGUUUGAGGAUCUGAUCCGACGCUGCUACGCAGGAUCAGGGAUUGCCAUGGACUUCACCGUGGAGGACCUGCUGAGCUACUUCAGCUCCAUCACUCUGUCCAACAUGUAGACAAGACCCUCUCUGGAUGUUUCUGGAAGCAGCCCAGGAACCCUCAUCUGCAGCUACACCUUUAAGAAGCUGAACUCCAAACCCUUCCCAAGCCUGAGCUGUGGGAUCACACCCUGACCUUAAAGUCCAAGACUUGUCAGUCUCAGACUAGAACUCCCCUGGGGAAGUGGAGUUCUCAGACCCAAACCACAGCUUCCCUGCUCCA